AUGAAAGUUGAAGUUGGCGGGGCGACAGAGAUACGUUGGGGGCGACACAUGUUCCGCCGUACCGCCGCCUCGUCUCUGGGGUACUUGCGCGCUUCCUCUCCGCGAGUGUCUGCGAGGGAAUCUUCAAAUCCAAUCUAACGUUAUUUGGCGUUGAGCUAUGGCCACGAACAGUGAAAACCGUGAACGAAUUCGUGAACAUAAAGUCUUCCUAGUAGAAACUUUAUGUGAAGAAGCUGACGUCAUCUUGCAGCACGCGCAUCAGGAAAAACUUAUUACCCCGCGGGAAUACAGGAAUCUUAAAGAUGUCAGUAACAGAGAGAAGAUGACCAUUGACCUUCUGGACAAACUCAUGAGCAAGGGAGAGGAAACCUGCUCCAAGUUCGUACAGAUUGUAAGACGGGGCAAUAUAUUGGAGACUUUUCCAUCAUUGGUGGGUCAUGCCAUCAUUGCGCCUCCAGGGAAAAUACAAGAUCAGGUAACAUCAGAGGUCACUUUCAUAUUCUGAAGAUUUAAAGUCAGGUAAGAAAGAGACAAGUAUGUUUAAUAAUUGUAUACAAAUGUAUUUCUGUCUGCAUAUUUCAGAGCAGGCCAUACACAAUAACACACAUUCCACGUGGUACCUGCGUAAUCAUCAACAAUGUACAUUUUCCAAGCAUGACGGAAAGGAGGGGAUCAGAUGAGGAUCAAAAGUCUCUUGACAGAGUUUUCCGCUGGCUGGGGUUUACGGUGUUAGUACAGAGAGAUAAAACCACAGCACAAAUAAAGGAUCUCCUGAAGAAUCUGGGCAAGACAGUGAAUGGUGACUGCUUCAUAUGCUGCAUCCUCAGCCACGGCAACAGUGAUGGAGUCUAUGGAACCGACGAGAACAUUGUUUCUGUGGAUGAAAUACGUGAACCUUUCAAUGGCAUUAACUGUAGUAACCUAGCUGGCAAACCCAAACUGUUUUUUAUACAAGCUUGUCGUGGGAGCAAAAUGCAAAAUGUUGUUCAAGUCCAAGCAGAUGAUCCAGAAGGAGGCGAGUCAGAGCUGGAGGUGGAUGCUCAAAGCCUGUUAGUCUCAAUCCCAGAUGACUCGGAUUUCCUCAUUGCCAGAUCAACUACUGACCAUCACGUCUCUUUUAGAAACCCACUGAAAGGCUCCUGGUUUAUUCAGUCUCUGUGCCAGCAGCUAGAGACACAUUGUCCACAGGGAAAUGACAUCCAGACAAUACUGCUCGCUGUGAAUUCUGAUGUCAGCCUUGAGGGGGUUACCAGAAAACAGAUGCCUGUCCAUGAAGUUGCCAUGAGGAAGAAACUGAUUCUUCAUGUCCCCUGUGUCCAGUGAAACACUGCAAAGUCCUGCAGUACAUGUGAAGCUUCUUAUGUCAUUUAUACAAGUAUUUUUCUUAAAUGAUUGAUGUUUUCAUUAGUUCUGUUUUUAGUUAAUCAGAAACAAAUCUUAGAUUCCCUUUUAUCUUUAAUGCAAACACAAUUUAAACGAUUUUGUAAAAGUAAAUAAAAAAAUGGGGACCAAAGCUGUUAACAUGAAAGCAGUCAUGGGCCGUGGAACAUCUUCAUUUUUUAUUUUUAAACAUUUUAUUAUUUCCUUUUAAAAAUGUUGCUUGAGAUGUUUUUCUAAAUAUCUUGGACAAAACUACACAAACUUUUCUAUUUUUAUAUGCAUUUACUGUAUCUAUUAAAAAAGUCUACCAACUGUACUGUACUAUAUUAGAUAUUGUAGUUUUACAUCUCCAAUAAACAACAUUCAAUCAACACAAACAUCAUUGGGUAAGACUAA
Messenger RNA from Triplophysa rosa, 1776 nucleotides. Its product is annotated as caspase-8-like. Gene Ontology annotation, biological process: negative regulation of extrinsic apoptotic signaling pathway via death domain receptors; proteolysis. NCBI's taxonomy places the organism in Eukaryota, Metazoa, Chordata, Actinopteri, Cypriniformes, Nemacheilidae. The coding region runs from base 655 to 1323 and encodes 222 amino acids. The record is from RefSeq and is a predicted model, not a curated record. The transcript is spliced from 5 exons. Gene Ontology annotation, molecular function: cysteine-type endopeptidase activity.